CAGUAUAAGUCGGUUUUCCAAGCUGAAAGAACUAUCACCUUUACAUCGGAAGUCGGAAAUGGACAAUCUUAUGCCACCACCGCGCUAUGAACCGCCUCUUCAACCCGUGAAUGGGAUAGUCCAACCGCCGGUCAUGCCACCAGAAAAUCGUCCAGGACGCAGGACCAACUUACUGGAAGACAUCAAGUCCACGUUGAACAUUUUACUUCGGUGUCGCUUUUCGUUUUAUUUUCGUAAUCCCGUAAAUUCGGUAAUGUUGGAUGUUCCCGACUAUCACUCAAGGAUCAAGUACCCAAUGGACUUAAAUACGAUCAAAAAGCGUUUGCAUAACAACUAUUAUUGGCAGGCAAGUGAGGCUAUAUAUGAUUUUGAUCUGAUUUUUGAGAACUGUAGAAUGUAUAAUUUGGAGGGAUCGCCGGUUUAUAAUGCUGGCAUGGUGAUGAAGGACGCCUUCUAUGCUCGCAUUGAAGCGCUUGAUUUUAGCAAGGAGGAAGAAAUAAAGCCUAAGGACAAGCGUAAAAGAAAGGCUAACGACAAUUUUGACCUUCCUCCAGUUCCAACAGAAUUACCUUCUACAGUGCCAUUUCAUUAUCCGGUAAACUGCAAUGGACGUAUUUCUUCCAAGUACGUCUCCACCCCGAUUCCCGGUGUAACACCUUUUAGACCGCCUAUUCCAAGCUUCAUAACACCAGAUCCCAAAAUAAGUUUCAUGCCUAUGAAUCCAUUGUUUCCAAUGCUAAAGCCUUGGGAUAGACCGAUGGCAAGUAGCUUUAGAAAUCCAUCAGAAAAUCAUACUGUUCCUCCACCUCUUCUGCGACCAGUUGUCCUGCCACCUCCUUUGACUACUGCUCCUGUUGGACCAAUACACAUGCCAUUGUCAAUGUUGACAUCUCCACCACCAGCUCCACCUUUGCCACCAAAACCCAAAACACCACCAGUCAUAGUCUGUUACAAAUCUCUGGACCGGUUGAUUGAGAAGAGCCAUUGUGAUCAUCUCCUGAAAUCAAUGGUUAAACAAAAACGCAAGGAGUUCACAUGGGCUUUUAAUAACGCUGAAUACUGGCGACGAUACGGCCCAAAUAAGGACUACGACCAUGAUCGUGAAGAGAAACUGGAUUGGCGUGUACUGCAGGAUCGUUUAAACUCUGAUAAUUUUGAAAGCUUUGAUACCUUUGUGAGCUCAGUCCGAAAGAUGUUCCAAAAUGCAAUGCGCUGCUUUACGGGAGAUAUAUUGGUUCAGGCCGCAACAAAGAAGUCCAACGAAAUCUUUGAAAAAAGGUUGCCCAAGUACAGGGAUCUAAUAGCCAAAGCCAAGGAAAAAGCUCGUACAUUGGUGGCGAGCAAGAAGGAAGAUUUGGAAGCCGCAGGAAACCUAAGUGAUCCAAAUAAUAGACUAGAGGCUGAAACCGAUGCGGAACGAUCUAAUAAAGAUAUUAAAACGGACUACACAUAUGCUUCCGAUUCAUCAGAAUAAAUUAUGAACACUUCAAAAAUACGCUUCCUCAAAAUAUAAAACAUUUUUGUAAAUCGCAAAUUUAAACAAAAACGGU
Molecule: messenger RNA, 1550 nt
Organism: Drosophila eugracilis
Lineage: Eukaryota; Metazoa; Arthropoda; Insecta; Diptera; Drosophilidae
Gene: tbrd-1
Product: bromodomain-containing protein 2
Exons: 2
Coding region: 59-1474 (471 amino acids)
Biological process (GO): regulation of DNA-templated transcription; chromatin remodeling
Cellular component (GO): nucleus; chromatin
Source: RefSeq, a predicted model, not a curated record